Messenger RNA from Dipodomys ordii (Ord's kangaroo rat), 1824 nucleotides. RefSeq names its product myosin light chain kinase 2 (gene Mylk2). The coding region runs from base 1 to 1824 and encodes 607 amino acids. Gene Ontology annotation, cellular component: cytoplasm; nucleus. Gene Ontology annotation, biological process: intracellular signal transduction; protein phosphorylation; positive regulation of apoptotic process. The record is from RefSeq and is a predicted model, not a curated record. Lineage: Eukaryota; Metazoa; Chordata; Mammalia; Rodentia; Heteromyidae. The transcript has 12 exons. Gene Ontology annotation, molecular function: ATP binding; myosin light chain kinase activity.
AUGGCAACAGAAAAUGGAGCAGUUGAGCUGGAAACCCAGAGCCCAUCAACAGACAAGGCAUCCAAUGGCGCUGCAGGGGAAGGACCUCCCGCUAUAGAGAAAGGCUCGAAUCCCCCAGACACAGAAAAAGGCCUCAAGAAAGAUCCAGACUCAUCCUCUCUGAAAGAAGAAGCCAAAACCCCUGCUCCAGAGAAAGGGGAUGGUGCCCUGCCUGUACCCCCUCCUAGCAGCCAGGGCCCUGAGGAAGUGGGCAGGGGCGAUGAGGGUGGGGGCCCUGCGGAGGGCAGGGCUGCGGAGGGCCAUGCGGGGCCACCAGCAGCCCUGCCUCAGGGGACGUCCACAGCCCAGGCCAGCAGCAAGAAGCCUGAUGCUGAGCAGGGACCCUCAGGCUGUCAGGACCCCAGAGAGCCCAAAAUGGGCAAGAAGGAAACAGAGAGCCAAGCAGCAGUCAGGAGGGGCUCACCUGCUUUUCUGCAUAGCCCCAGCUGCCCUGCCGCCAUCUCAAGCUCUGAGAAGCUGCUGGCUGAGAAGCCCCCAAGUGAAGCGUCAGAGCUCAUCUUCGAAGGGGUGCCUGUGACCCCUGCCCCUCCAGCUCCUGGGCCAGCCAAGGCAGAAGGAGGGAAGAACACCCUGGUGGGGAGCCAGGAGGAAGCAGCACAGAAAGCCCCAAGCCAGGCUGGCCAGGCGAAGGCGCAAGGGGACACCUCGACGGGGGUCAAGUUCCAGGCUGUUCCCUCAGAGACAUCAGAGGUGGGGCAGGCUCUCUGUCUCACAGCCAGGGAGGAGGACUGCUUCCAGAUUUUGGAUGACUGCCCACCACCCCCGGCCCCCUUCCCGCAUCGCAUUGUGGAGCUGAGGACCGGAAAUGUGAACAGUGAAUUCAGCAUGAACUCCAAGGAGGCGUUGGGAGGUGGCAAGUUUGGAGCUGUUUGUACCUGUACAGAGAAAGCUACGGGCCUCAAACUGGCAGCCAAGGUCAUCAAGAAACAGACUCCCAAGGACAAGGAAAUGGUGAUGCUGGAAAUUGAGGUCAUGAACCAGUUGAACCACCGCAACCUGAUCCAGCUCUACGCGGCCAUAGAGACCUCGCAUGAGAUCAUCCUGUUCAUGGAGUACAUCGAGGGUGGUGAGCUGUUCGAGAGGAUUGUGGAUGAGGACUACCCUCUGACUGAGGUGGACACCAUGGUGUUCGUCAGGCAGAUCUGUGACGGAAUCCUCUUCAUGCACAAGAUGAACGUUCUGCACUUGGACCUCAAGCCAGAGAACAUCCUGUGUGUCAACACCACCGGCCACUUGGUGAAGAUCAUUGACUUCGGCCUGGCACGGAGGUAUAACCCUGAUGAGAAGCUGAAGGUGAAUUUUGGGACCCCAGAGUUCCUGUCCCCGGAGGUGGUGAAUUACGACCAGAUCUCUGACAAGACAGACAUGUGGAGUAUGGGGGUCAUCACCUACAUGCUGCUGAGUGGCCUCUCCCCGUUCCUGGGAGACGAUGACACGGAGACCCUAAACAAUAUUCUGUCUGGCAACUGGUACUUUGAUGAGGAGACCUUCGAGGCGGUGUCAGAUGAGGCCAAAGAUUUUGUCUCCAAUCUUAUCGUCAAGGACCAGGGGGCCCGGAUGAGCGCUGCCCAGUGCCUCGCCCACCCCUGGCUCAACAACCUCGCUGAGAAAGCCAAGCGCUGUAAUCGCCGCCUCAAAUCCCAGAUUCUGCUGAAGAAAUACCUCAUGAAGAGACGCUGGAAGAAAAACUUCAUUGCUGUCAGCGCAGCCAACCGCUUCAAGAAGAUCAGCAGCUCGGGGGCCCUCAUGGCUCUGGGGGUCUGA